Molecule: messenger RNA, 5584 nt
Organism: Hemicordylus capensis (graceful crag lizard)
Lineage: Eukaryota; Metazoa; Chordata; Lepidosauria; Squamata; Cordylidae
Gene: MYOM2
Product: myomesin 2
Exons: 37
Coding region: 603-4994 (1463 amino acids)
Molecular function (GO): protein binding
Source: RefSeq, a predicted model, not a curated record
CUAUGAGCCUCCUGUUACUUCUGGUUGUGACAUAAGUCACAAACCUGAAGCAAUGUAUGACAUUGCAAGUGCCUUCAGAUUUGUUCCCCGAAAUCGCACUACCUUCAGAGAAUACAUUAUUUGCUGCACAAUGCUUGGUUUAAAACAAACAAAAAAAUAGCGAUAUAGUCAUGUAGACCCUUCUUCCAGAAGUAUUAUUGACCAUAUUUGAUGGGUGGGUGAGGGUUUCUGAGUGAAAUUGUUUUCUGGACUCUGAAAGCUUUCUUUUGGAAUCCAAAUGAGAGUACUUCUCACAUUCAAUCCUUUGUCAUAUCUUCAUUAUUUACUGGCUCUUUGUAUACUUACUUUGUACUGUAGUUGCAUCACUACAGUAUACUACUGUUGCAUAGCCAAGAGCAAAGAACAAAUGACCCAAAUAUGGACUACGAAAAUACCAAGCAGGAGCUGUGAACAUAGUGCUGACCUUUCUGUUUUCUUCUGUUUGUAACUCUACUGGGAGCUAAUUCUCUUCGCUACUUGGGAGGAUGAGGCAGACAACCAGCAUACCAGCUAGUUAUGCAAGCAAGCACAUAACAGGCCAGUGAGCUGCAGCAGAUUCCAAGAUGUCUUCGAAGAGAGUGCCAUUCUACCAAAAGAGACACAAGCAUUUUGAUCAAUCGUAUCGCAAUAUUGAGACAAGGUACUUGCUCCAAGAAUAUGCAGCAAGGAGGGCUGCCUCUAGGCAAGCCUAUCAGACAUCUUCUAGCCUGGGAAAAACAACAUGUAGACUCUGCGCCCGGAAGUUCCAUGUCUCAUCUGAAGAGGAGUCACAGGAACUCCAAGCAAGGAGUCACGAGCAAAGGUCCCAUGCAAGUGAAGAAAGAAGGAUCCGGUUUACCACCGAUUUGGCCUCUAUAGAAUCGGAGAUUCGUUCAGCCAGGCUGCUUGCUAGAGAACAACUGGAUAAAGUUGCCAUACAGAGGAUGGUUGAAGAAAAGAUGGCCUUGGAACGGUAUGCAGUUGCAGAGACAAUAAGCCGGGCUCCUGAAAUUUUGGUCCGACUCCGGUCUCACACUGUUUGGGAAAAGAUGGCUGUCAGGCUGUACUUCACUGUCCAAGGAUUUCCCACUCCUGUUGUACAAUGGUACAAAAACGAAGAAUUGAUUACUCCUGCAAGUGAGCCUGGAAAGUACAGAAUUGAAAGUAAAUAUGGAGUUCAUGUGUUGGAAAUAAACAGAUCUCACUAUGAUGACACCGCCACUUAUACCGCAGUGGCAACAAAUGUGCAUGGACAGGCAUCCACCAAUGCAGCUGUAAUUGUGAGGAGGUACAGAGGGGAUGAAGAGCCAUACCCUGCUGGACUCCUGUAUGGUCACUUGCCUAUGCCAUUGGACAUAUGCUUCACCCAUUUUGAUGUUCAGUUUUUGGAGAAGUUUGGUGUCACCUUUGGCAUGGAAGGGGAAACACUGACCCUCAGAUGUAGUCUUCUGGUCACACCAGAGCUGACCCGUCUUCGACCUCGUGCUGAGUGGUACAGAGAUGAUGUGCUCAUGAAAGAAUCCAAGUGGACAAAACCAUACUUUGGGGAAGGUCAGGCAGCACUGUCUUUCAGCCACCUGAACAAGGAUGAUGAAGGUUUAUACACACUGCGCAUAGUCUCCAAAGGUGGAGUGAAUGAAUAUAGUGCAUUUCUGUUUGUGAGAGAUGCAAAUGCACUAGUAAUAGGGGCACCAGGAGCACCAAUGGAUGUGAAGUGUCAUGAUGCAAACAGAGAUUAUGUUAUUGUUACUUGGAAACCACCCAAUACAACUCAUGAAGCUCCAGUUAUUGGAUAUUUUGUGGACAGGUGUGAAGUCGGCUCUGAAAACUGGGUUCAGUGUAAUGAUGCGCCUGUAAAAAUCUGCAAAUAUCCCGUGACUGGCUUAUUUGAAGGACGCUCCUACACAUUCCGUGUGAGAGCGGUCAACCAGGCUGGUAUCAGCAGGCCAUCUAGGAUCUCUGAGGCUGUCGCAGCUCUUGACCCCCUUGACUUGGAGAGGUUGCAAACUGUUCAUCUGGAAGGAGGCAAGGAGAUUGUUAUCUAUCAAGAUGAUCUUGAAGGCGAUGUUAAGAUUCCAGGACCUCCCACCAAUGUACACGCUUCAGAAACCAGCAAAACAUAUGUUGUGCUCAGCUGGGAUCCACCUGUUCCCCGUGGCAAAGAGCCAUUAUCAUAUUUCAUUGAGAAGUCUGUGGUUGGUAGCGGAAGUUGGCAGAGGGUCAAUGCCCAAGUGGCAGUCAGAUCUCCACGCUAUGCUGUGUUUGAUCUUGCUGAAGGGAAGCCGUAUGUGUUCCGCGUGCUGUCAGCAAACAAGCAUGGGAUUAGUGAUCCCUCUGAAAUCACAGCUCCUAUCCAAGCGCAAGAGGCCAUUGUUGUUCCAUCUGCACCGGGACGUAUAGUGGCAACAAGAAACACAAGGACCUCUGUUAUUGUGCAGUGGGACAAGCCAAAACACGAAGAAGAUCUAUUUGGCUACUACAUUGACUGCUCUGUGGUGGGAUCAAAUCACUGGGAACCUUGUAACCAUAAGCCUGUCAAGUAUAACAGGUUUGCUGUGCAUGGCUUAGCCACAGGAGAGAAAUACAUCUUCCGUGUGAAAGCUGCAAAUGCAGUGGGAAUGAGUGAAAAUUCACAGGAGUCUGAGCCUAUAACAGUGCAGGCAGCUCUCACUUGCCCAUCAUAUCCUUAUGGUAUCACACUUCUCAACUGUGAUGGCCAAACAAUGACUAUUGGCUGGAAACUUCCAAGAUACAGUGGUGGAUCAAACAUUCUGGGUUAUUACAUAGACAAACGGGAAGCACAUCAUCACAACUGGCAUGAAGUCAACUCUUCUCUUAUUAAAGAGAGGAUCUAUACAGUAGAGGACUUGACAGAAAAUGCAUAUUAUGAGUUCAAAAUUGCUGCUGCAAAUAUAGCCGGUAUAGGACAGGCCUCUGACCCUAGUGAGCAUUUCAAAUGUGAGGCUUGGACAAUGCCAGAACCUGGACCUCCCUAUGAUCUUACCUUUUGUGAGGUCAGGAAUACGUCCCUUGUGAUUCUUUGGAAAGCUCCCGUAUACACUGGCAGCAGCCCUGUUACUGGAUAUUUUGUGGACUACAAGGAAGAAGAGGGGGAAGAAUGGAUCACAUUCAACGAGAAACCAACAUCACACCGUUACUUAAAGGUCACUGAAUUACAUGAGGGUAAAACCUAUGUAUUUAGAGUUCGUCCGGUGAAUGAUGCUGGUGUAGGCAGGCCAUCUGAUGUUUCUGAAGCUGUGCUGGUUCACGCUAAACCAGAUACCCAGGAAAUCAGUGCAGGUGUGGAUGAAGAAGGUAAUAUUUACCUUGCCUAUGAGUGUAAAGAAAUUACCGAUGCUUCUCAUUUUGCUUGGAGUAAAUUCUAUGAAGAAAUAGAUGAUCCUGACAGGUUUGAAGUUGAAACAGUUGGAGACCAUUCUAGACUCUAUUUCAAAAAACCAGACAAAGAUGAUUUGGGAACCUAUGCUGUUGCUGUUAGUGAUACUGAUGGUGUUUCAUCCAGUUUUAUUAUGGACGAAGAAGAGCUUGAACGUCUGAUGACACUAAGCCAUGAAAUAAGGAAUCCAACAAUCCCUCUGAAGUCAGAAUUAGCCUAUGAGGUUUUGGAUAGAGGACAAGUUCGUUUCUGGCUUCAGGCUGAGAGCGUUUCAGCAGAUGCCAGCUAUAGAUUUGUAAUCAAUGACACUGAAGUUGUCAACAGUGAUACUCAUAAAAUUAAGUGUGACCAUUCAACUGGCAUUAUUGAGAUGGUCAUGGAUCGUUUUACUAUUGAAAAUGAAGGUACUUACACUGUACAGCUUCAAGAUGGAAAAGCCAAGAAUCAGUCUUCAUUAGUUCUGAUUGGUGAUGCAUUUAAAGAUGUAUUGGCUGAGGCUGAGUUCCAGAGGAAGGAAUACUUGAGGAAACAAGGUCCUCAUUUCCUGGAGUAUUUAUACUGGGAUGUUUCAGAAGAAUGUGAAAUUUUACUGCUUUGUAAGGUAGCAAAUACCAAGAAGGAGACCAUUUUCAGGUGGUUCCGAGAUGGAGCUGGAAUUGACGUUGAAGAGUUGCCGGACUUGCAGAAAGAAGUGUGCUGCCUGACUAUUCCAAGGCUGUCUAAAAAGGAGCAGGGUGAAUAUAAGGGAACACUGUCAGAUGACAGAGGUCAAGACGUCUCUGCUCUUGAUGUAUCAGGGAAAGUAUAUGACGAUAUGAUCCUGGGAUUGAGUAGAGUCAGUGGCAAAUCUGCUUCUGAGCUGAGAAUCCACUGUACUCCAGAGGGAAUAAGAUUACAGUGUUUCAUGAAGUAUUAUACAGAGGAAAUGAAAGCGAGCUGGUAUCACAAGGAAUCUAAGAUUUCUUCUAGUGAGAAGAUGAGGAUUGGAGGUAGUGAAGAAGUGGCCUGGAUGCAGAUCUGUGAACCCGCAGAAAAAGAUAAAGGGAAAUAUACCUUUGAGCUGUUUGAUGGCAAAGAGGCUCAUAAGAGGACUCUAGAUCUAUCUGGACAAGCAUAUGAUGAUGCCUAUGCAGAAUUUCAGCGGCUCAAGGCAGCAGCUUUUGCUGAGAAGAAUCGUGGUAAAGUCAUUGGUGGUUUGCCUGAUGUCGUGACUAUAAUGGAAGGCAAGACCCUGAAUCUGACCUGUACUGUGUUUGGUAACCCAGAUCCUGAACUGGUCUGGUUUAAGAAUGACAAGCUGCUUGAACUUAAUGAGCACUAUGUAGUUACACUGGAGCAGGGAAAGUAUGCUGGUUUGGUCAUCAAGGGGGUAUCAUCAGAGGACUCAGGGAAAUACAGCAUCAAUGUUAAGAACAAAUAUGGUGGCGAGAUGGUGGAUGUAACUGUAAGUGUGUACAAACAUGGUGAAGAGAUUCCAGACAUUAAACCCGGUGCAGGUGGCAAAGCAAGGCCAAUACUGGCAGAAGCCGCUCAUGAACCCACCAAGCAUGAUAAAUCUGGGGCAAGUGGCAGGAAGUAGAUGUUGAGGUAGUGUGCUGACAAACAAAAGGCUAGAAAGAAGCUGUAGUAUUCCUAUAGUGUGUCUGCAAUAGGUAACUGGCAAGGUCCAAAGAGCAGUUAGUCUUUCUGAAGUGCGCACCACAGUCAUGCAAUUACAUUGUUAUGAACAGAAAUGUGAUGUGGCUUGCAGACAGCAGCAGGCCACUACAAUGGCAGAUGUCAUGAAUUUGCAUUCAGAUCACAAUGAUUUCUGUGGGGUGCAACUCUGCUUAUUACCACUGCAAUAGCAGACUGCUUAGUCAUGUAUAAUUUAGGAACCGAACCUUGCUUCUUAGUAUGAGCUGUGACCCUAAGUGCUUUGGUGAAAUCCUAUUCAACUCUGAUGGGUUGCAGAGAUGUAAACACAUUUAGGACUGCAGCCUCAAAUGAAUAAGAUGAGUUGAAAAGGUUAUCCUUAGUAGCAUUGUCCUUAGUAGCAUUGCUGUUUUGUAGUGCAAGCUGAUCUUUGAUAGUAUUUUACAAUCACCAUGGACUCAUCUCAAGCUUAAGUUUCACAGUUGUUUAUUUCCCCCGCCCCCUGCUUUGUGCUAAUAAAAACUUUAAAAGUCA